Molecule: messenger RNA, 3061 nt
Organism: Cheilinus undulatus (humphead wrasse)
Lineage: Eukaryota; Metazoa; Chordata; Actinopteri; Labriformes; Labridae
Product: von Willebrand factor A domain-containing protein 5A-like
Exons: 21
Coding region: 137-2575 (812 amino acids)
Source: RefSeq, a predicted model, not a curated record
GGCGUGGCUUGAGUUCGGCUGUAUUUCAUUUGGGAGGGCGACGUCCCUGUCUGACAUCGUCCUCUGAAGGCUCUCGUGCACGAAAGUUUUUCUCCACCAAAGGCAGCAUCCUUGACUGUGUGAGCUGUAACCAAUCAUGGAGCGCUGCUGCUGUGGGCUGCUGACUGUAAAAGAAGAACCAGUUCCUCUGAAGAGCGUGGAGGUGGAGGUGGAGGUUCGAGACCAUGUGGCUACAGUGGUCUCCACUCUAAACUAUGAGAACCAAGAGGACAAUCCACUAGAGGCUGUUUUUGUUUUCCCUCUGCCUGGAGAUGCUGCUGUCUGUCAUUUCAGCGCUAAGAUCGGGCAAACAGAGAUUGUAGCUGAGGUGAAGGAGAAACAGAAUGCUCGUGAGGAGUAUGAUGAUGCUUUGAGCUCUGGCCGGGAAGCCUUUCUACUGCAGGAGAGUGAAGAAAGUCCAGAUAUAUUCUCUCUGAGUGUUGGCUGUCUUCCUCCAAAAGAGAGCGCCUCAAUCAGACUGGAGUAUGUCAUUGAGCUAGCUGUUCAGGCUGAUGAUGGGCUGAGGUUUUGUCUUCCUGCUGUGCUCAACCCACGCUACCAACCUCAAGGAAGUGGAGAUGAAGGAGACGACAACAUUCGUGUGACAUCGAUUCCAUCCACUGAGAUACCCUACACUCUGUCUUUCUGUGCCCGGGUGUCGUCUCCUCGUCCGGUGGUUAAAAUAGAGUCCAACUGUUCCCUUGAUCCUCUUCAGUAUCUCAACAAAGAGCAAACCCAAGCCACGACCAAGCUGGCUGCUGGACACAAGUUUGACAGAGAUGUUGAAGUGCUGAUUUAUUACAAAGAUGCCCACCAGCCCACUGCUGUGGUGGAGGCUGGAGAGGCCUCUGCCAAACCUGGCACUCUGAUGGGUGACCCAGCUGUGAUGCUGAGUCUGUAUCCUGAGUUUCCCCAGUCUGUGAUGUCUUCAGUCGCUUCAUGUGGAGAGUUUGUGUGCCUGCUGGAUCGAUCUGGGAGUAUGGAUUCAUCACUGAACAACAGUGAAAAUAGCCAGACUUGCAUUGAAAGUGCCAGGGAUACUCUCCUCCUCCUGUUUAAGAGCAUACCAAUGGGCUGCUAUUUCAACAUCUACAGUUUUGGAUCCACCUAUGAACACAUCUUCCCGAAGAGUGUGGAGUACAGCCAAAAGACCAUGGAGGAAGCUCUGAAGAAAGUUGGAGAGAUGGAGGCUGAUCUGGGAGGAACGGAGAUCCUUCAGCCCCUUGAACAUAUUUUCAGCCAGCCCUGCAUUCAGAAUCAACCAAGACAACUCUUUGUCUUCACUGAUGGAGAAGUGUUUAACACCAAAGAAGUCAUCGAUCUGGUGAAGAGGAAUUCACAUCUACACAGAUGUUUCUCUUUUGGGAUUGGGGAAGGAGCCAGCUCUGCUCUCAUUAAUGGGCUGGCCAAGGCAGGAGGAGGUCAUGCUCAGUUUAUCACCGGCACCGACAGGAUGCAACCCAAAGUGAUGCAGUCACUGCGAUAUGCUCUGCAGCCGGCUGUGAUCGACGUCUCAGUCUCCUGGGACCUACCAAAGAACGUGUCCGUCUCUGUCCUCUCUCCACCAAUCACAGCAGUGUUCCAGGGUCAAAGGUCGCUGGUUUAUGGCCAGCUCAGUGGACAGAUUCCAGAGGCAGCAGAGGGCUCUGUGACAGUGAAGUACACGCUGGCUGGUCAGCCCUCACAGAAUCAGUUUAACUUCAGCCUGAAACCUGCAGAGGACUCUGGACUAACAGUCCACAGACUAGCUGCCCGGACUCGGAUCCGUUCCCUGGAGAUGGAAAACCGAGAGUCCGAUGACCGGGAGGAUGAAAACAUCAAGAAGAAAGUGGUGGAGCUCAGUGUGCAGUCAGGAGUGAGCAGUGUCUUCACUGCCUUUGUUGCCGUCAACAAAAGUGAUGGUGAGGCAAUACAAGGACCUCUGGUGCGCAGAGAUGUGCCGACACCCAUGUUGAUGAGCUGUGGUAUGUCAGGACCUCCUCCUCGUCCCCUUGCUUAUUCUUGUGCGAUGACCAGAUGUGCAAUUUCAAUUGAACCCGAGCUCUUAUGUAUGGAUGAUGCCAGCCUACCUGUGGAUGGCCUCCAGCCUUAUGAUCCCAGCAGUGCUCCUGAUGAGGGUCAGAUGAUCCAGUGUGCAUCUUCAGGUGGUCCACUUCCCUUCAGAAUCGUAGGCAUGGAUGAAGAAUUGUCUGUGCCCAGUGAGCCCCGUGUGGACCCCAUGCUUCAGCUGGUCUCCCUCCAGAAGGCAUCCGGCAGCUGGGACCUGGAUCCAGCUCUUGCUGCUGCAGUGGGCAAAACCACUGCAGAGGUGGAAAAGCAAAAGCCUGCACCGGCAAACCAGGAAGUAUGGGCCACCAUUCUGUCUCUGAUCUGGCUUAGUGGUUUCCAGAUGGACGCUAGGGAUGAGUGGGAGCUUCUGGCCAUGAAGGCCGUGUCAUGGCUUCGUGCACAGAAUGCAUCACAUGUGGAGGAGUGCGUGGAUGCUGGGAAUGCACUGCUGGGCUGUAAAGUGCAGAAAGAUGCUCUGGGUCUUUGAGGGCUUCUUUACCAGCUUGUCCUGUAUUGAGAUUGCCCCCACUAAUAAGCAGUUUGCACAAUGAUAUGAAUUUGUCUUUGAGGGGCUGCUGCUGGUCCCUCAUGCUUUUGCCCAUGUUUUUCUCUUUGUACUUCCUCCUGGGAAAUCAGACUUGAAUCUUAUAAACUGAGACUACACGAUAGGGGCUGACUGACUAUGGGCCUGGCCCGUUGGUGGUGAUUUGGAGUUCUGAGAGUGGAGGCUCUGGUUGUUGGUGGAUGAAUCUGUCGGUGUGUGGUGUGCUGGGUUGUUAAUCUGGUUGCAAUUAACACACUAUAAGAACUAAGCAAUGAAGUCUGUCAUUAUUAUUGUGAGGACUCUCAAAUUUUCAAAGUCAGCUCAGAUUUUAAAAAUAUUUAAGUGUGUGCUUGACUAUAAUUUCCUGUAAUUCUUCUAGAUUAUGCCUUUUUUGUGUGCUCUGAACAACUGACAAUUAAACUUUGAGAU